This is a messenger RNA of Podospora pseudocomata, 456 nucleotides long. RefSeq lists its product as uncharacterized. The transcript has a single exon. NCBI's taxonomy places the organism in Eukaryota, Fungi, Ascomycota, Sordariomycetes, Sordariales, Podosporaceae. The coding region runs from base 1 to 456 and encodes 151 amino acids. The record is from RefSeq and is a predicted model, not a curated record.
AUGCCACUGGUUGGACGCGGAUGUAAGAGGGACACGAGUGACGACGAUAAAUCGAAGGGACCUACGGUUUGGUAUCAUAACGGCAGCCUCGUUGGCUUUUUCAGCUCGGUUCGUAUCCUUGACAAGACUGGCGCCAUCAUCGUUAUACUUGUCAACUCCGUACCCGAAAACGAUGCAGCCGACUGGGUGGGUCAACUUCUCUUGGAAGCUUGGCUGGACGACUGUAGCGAGAAGAACGACUACGUUUCCCUGGCCGAGCAGAGCGCCGCCGCCUACGAUGACAUGUGGGCUCGAUGGCCAGACCUUGAUGUGCUAAAUGUCUUUCAUUUUGGCACAGAUGACAAGGGUCAUAUCGAGACUCUCCGGUGGGAGAAUGACCCUGAUGUGCCGGGCGGUGAAACAUUUGUGAAGAAAUCCAGUGAGACCCUUCAUCAUAAGGUGCGCACGGGGCUCUAA